This is a messenger RNA of Sipha flava (yellow sugarcane aphid), 1788 nucleotides long. RefSeq names its product zinc finger MYM-type protein 1-like. The coding region runs from base 1 to 1788 and encodes 595 amino acids. The transcript is spliced from 4 exons. Lineage: Eukaryota; Metazoa; Arthropoda; Insecta; Hemiptera; Aphididae. The record is from RefSeq and is a predicted model, not a curated record.
AUGUCUAUGUGGAAGGUUUUAAUAACUGGAAAAAAAGCUGUUGAAAGGUUUAAUAUGCACGAAAAUUCAGAAUUGCACAAAACUAAUGUAGUUAAAAACUCUUUUAUUAAAAGAAAUGCAAAUAUAUAUGCACAAAUAUCGGAUAGUCAUAAAAAGUCUAUGGAAGAAUCUAGAUUAGCUCUUGAUAAAAUAAUAUCUUCAGUAUUUUUUUUGGCAAAACAAGGCUUAGCAUUAAGAGGGCAUACAGACGAAUCUGCAAAUUUAAAUCAGUUAUUAAAACUUCGAUCGGAAGAUUCGACUGAAUUGAAUAACUGGUUAGGUAGAACAAAAUAUAAGUGGAUUUCUCACGAUAUAAUUAAUGAAAUUCUUAGCAUGCUGUCAUUAGAAGUCAUUAGAAAUAUUAUCAAACAAAUUAAAGAAAACACAUUUUAUGCCAUUUUAUUAGACGAAACUAGUGAUAUUACUGUCAAAGAACAAAUUUCGUUUUGUUUAAGAACAGUGGACAAAGAAUCGUUGGAAAUCGAAGAAUAUUUUAUGGGUUUUUACGAAACGCCUAAAACAGAUUCUGAUACUCUUUUCAAAAUUCUGAAAGAUAUUUUGUGUAGAUUGGAAUUAGAUUUUUAUAAUAUUAGAGGACAAUGUUUUGAUGGUGCUAGCAAUGUUUCUGGAAUUCAUAAAGGAUUACAAGCUAGAAUAAAAGAAAUUGAACCAAGAGCAUUGUUUGUUCACUGUCAAGCUCAUUCUUUAAAUCUUGUUACCCAAGAUAGUAUGCGAAAUAGACUAUCUUGGUUUAAAACGAAUCAAAAAGACGAAAAUAUGACAUCUCUAAGACCAUUUUGUCCUACUAGAUGGACGUUACGAUAUGCUUCUCUGUGCUCUGUUAUGGAUAACUACAAUGAGCUAUUGACAUUUUUGUCAGAUUUUUCAAAAACUGAACACAAUGAUGCAGGUUCAAAGGCAAAUGGAUUUUUCAAACAAUUAAAAACUGCAGAUACGUAUAUAAUGCUUAAAAUAGUGAUAAGUAUUUUUAAACACAUGGAGACUACAAAUACAGUAUUGCAAAGUAAAUCAUUAGAUUUUAAACUUUCUGUUCAAAUUUUGAAUACUUUAGAAGAUACUAUUUCAAAUUUGAGAGAUACAUUUCACAUUUUAUGGAAAUCUGCAAAGAAAGAAUGGUCAGAUUUAAAAUUAGAUGCACCAAAGGAAUCUAGAAAACGAAAAAAACCUCAAAAAUAUGAAGACGGAGUAACGAAGUCCUUUGAAUUUUCACCUGAAAGUAAAUAUAAUCAAAUAUAUAAAGAAAUCAUUGAUCAUAUACUUUCUGGCUUACAACUAAGAUUUAACUCUGAAAUUCGAUCAUUUUUAUGUAAUGUGGAAAUGUUUUUAAUUGAUCCAAAAAUAUCUCCCGAAAUAAUAUGUACAUUUUACAAGGAUGAUAUAAAUAUUGAUAAGCUAAAACUUCAUAGAGAUAUGUUUCAUGAUAUAAUUAAAGGCCAAGGAUUAAUUGUUUCAUCAUUCGCAGAUAUAUUAAAUAUUUUUAAAAAUAAAUCGUAUUUAGUCAUUCAUUUAACAGAGCUCAGGAAAUGCAUACAAUUGAUAUUAACAGUACCAGUUACUACAUGUACUACCGAACGAUCUUUUUCUAUGUUGAGGAGGUUAAAAACUUAUACCAGAAUUGCAGGUAUGUUAGAAAUUAACAGAUUUAAAACGUUGAUGAUAAGGUUGCAAACACCGGACAUUAGCAGUACCAGGGACAUCACAUUAACGCAAAUUCAACAUUCAAAUUAA